GCAGCGUCUUUGCGUGAGCAGCGUGUUGACGUCACUGGCGGGCCCGCCCUGCAUCCCCGCCCUAGCCCAGCCGGCGGGGGACCGCGGAGCCGGGUCUGCAGGUCAGCGGGCGGCCCGCACCGCGGAGGAGGCUGCUUCUCACUAGGGAUGGUGGAGUUGGUGGAGACUCCUUCCAUCCUCCUCCAGGGUGAACCGCCUGCCAGAGGCCAUGGAGAGCACUCUCACCGGGAGCCAGAGCUCACACGCUUCCCUGCGAGACAUCCAGUCCAUCAACCCCGCGCAGCUCAUGGCCAGGAUUGAGUCCUAUGAAGGAAGGGAAAAGAAAGGCAUAUCUGAUGUCAGGAGGACUUUCUGUCUCUUUGUCACCUUUGACCUCUUAUUUGUAACUUUACUGUGGAUAAUAGAGUUAAAUGUGAACGGGGGCAUCGAGAACACCCUGAAGAAGGAAGUGGUUCACUACGACUACUACUCCUCUUACUUUGAUAUAUUCCUUUUGGCAGUUUUUCGAUUCAAAGUGCUGAUACUUGGAUAUGCUGUGUGCAGAUUGCGUCAUUGGUGGGCAAUAGCGUUGACGACAGCAGUGACCAGUGCCUUUUUAUUAGCAAAAGUGAUCCUUUCAAAGCUGUUCUCUCAAGGGGCAUUCGGCUAUGUGUUGCCCAUCAUCUCAUUCAUACUCGCCUGGAUUGAGACAUGGUUCCUGGAUUUCAAAGUCUUACCUCAAGAGGCAGAAGAAGAAAACAGACUCCUGCUAGUUCAGGAUGCAUCGGAGAGGGCGGCUCUCAUUCCUGCAGGACUUUCUGAUGGUCAGUUUUACUCCCCUCCUGAGUCUGAAGCAGGAUCUGAAGAAGAAGCUGAGGAAAAACAGGAGAGUGAGAAACCACUUUUAGAACUAUGAGUCCUACUCUAUGAAGUAAGCGUUUGUAAGUGAAAUUGUACCAACUAAGUGUUUAAGUGUAGACGUACCCUCU
This is a messenger RNA of Acomys russatus (golden spiny mouse), 968 nucleotides long. It is a transcript of the gene Stard3nl, whose product is annotated as STARD3 N-terminal like. NCBI's taxonomy places the organism in Eukaryota, Metazoa, Chordata, Mammalia, Rodentia, Muridae. The transcript is spliced from 8 exons. The record is from RefSeq and is a predicted model, not a curated record. Bases 209 to 895 code for a protein of 228 amino acids.